CCGCAAUCACAUCCGAACGAUUACUACCGCAGAGAACAUCGCCGGUUCUCAUAUUCCUACGUACAUGAACAGUUGUUCGACUUUGAACAUUCAUACACAAUCCAUUCGUUCUUCGUAGCACCAGUAAGAGCGUGCUGCCCUCUCUCCUUCCUUUUACCACUUCCAGAUUCAAAACAACAUGGGUAAAAAGCGUGUUCUCAUCUCUUACGGUGUCGAUGUCGACGCGGUUGCAGGAUGGCUAGGAUCAUAUGGCGGAGAAGAUAGCACAAGCGACAUCAGCAGGGGUCUCUUUGCUGGUACAGUUGGAACGCAGCGUUUGUUGAAGCUUUUCAAGAAGUAUGACAUCAAGACGACAUGGUUCAUUCCUGGACACAGCUUGGAGACGUUUCCAGAAGACAUGGCGGCUGUGCGAGAUGCAGGUCACGAGAUUGGUCUCCACGGCUACAGCCAUGAGAAUCCUUCGGACAUGACGAUGGAGCAGCAGAAGGAUGUGCUCGAUAAGACGUACCGCAUGUUGACAGAGUUUGUCGGAAGACCACCACGAGGAAGCGUAGCACCUUGGUGGGAAACCAGCCAAGAAGGUGCCGAGCUGCUACUAUCAUACGGCAUCAAGUAUGAUCACAGCAUGAGCCACCAUGAUUGCCAGCCAUAUUAUCUCAGGACUGGCGACACUUGGACCAAGAUUGACUACACGAAGAAGGCCCAAGAGUGGAUGAAACCACUCGUUGCAGGCCAGGAGACAGGUCUGGUCGAAAUUCCUGCCAAUUGGUACAUUGACGACCUACCACCUAUGAUGUUCAUCAAAGCCUCAGCAAACAGUCAUGGUUUUGUCAAUGCACGAGAUAUCGAGGAUCUAUGGAAAGAUCACUUUGAUUAUUUCUACAGGGAAUACGAUGAGUUCAUUUUCCCGAUUACAAUCCAUCCUGAUGUCUCUGGAAGGCCGCAUGUCUUACUCAUGCAUGAGAGGCUUAUUGAGCACUUCAAGAAGCACGAGGGGGUUGAGUUCGUCACUAUGGAGGAAAUGGCGGAUGACUUCCUGAAGAGGAAUGCUCCACCAGAGGGGGCGCUGAUGCCCGCCGAAGAAGGAUCCAAACUGAAACAAUAAACAUGUGAAUAGCACGAAUAAAUAC
Molecule: messenger RNA, 1130 nt
Organism: Aaosphaeria arxii CBS 175.79
Lineage: Eukaryota; Fungi; Ascomycota; Dothideomycetes; Pleosporales
Product: glycoside hydrolase/deacetylase
Exons: 4
Coding region: 179-1105 (308 amino acids)
Biological process (GO): carbohydrate metabolic process
Molecular function (GO): hydrolase activity, acting on carbon-nitrogen (but not peptide) bonds
Source: RefSeq, a predicted model, not a curated record